Molecule: messenger RNA, 320 nt
Organism: Symbiodinium pilosum
Lineage: Eukaryota; Dinophyceae; Suessiales; Symbiodiniaceae
Source: the annotation of a GenBank genome assembly
GCCAGAGGGGGAAGCAUCGUGCACUGGCGCAUGCGUGGGGAAGAUGCUAUUUCAAAGCUGGCGGAGGCCGAGUCAGAGCAUACACGGAAGCUGUCCUUGUUCGUUUGCGACAUGAACGACGGGCUCGAGAAUGCUUGUCAACUGCUCUAUCAGGUUCACAGACGAGGCCUCUUCGACUCCCCAUGUUUGGCGGUGGUCACUUUCAAGAACACCUGCCGGUCCAAGCGGGAAUUUCAUGACCGCAAGCGCGCUAUGAUGAGGCGGCUCAAGCGUGACGGUGUACUGCACUUUAUCCAUGAGAUUCAUCUCUUUGCGAAUAC